UACAGGUGGCAUCAUCAGGGAGAGUAACAAGUCAUGCUGGCACCUGGCAGUCGGGACAGACAUGUUCAGUUUGGCUUCUACAGGGUGAUUGCCUGGUCGGAUGUGAAGGAAUUUCAGGGUCCUUCUCCUGAGGGAAGUUUUUCCAGGCUAUUGGCAGAAAUGUUUAUAACAGUGCUUCAUGGAGAAAAUGAAAAGGCUCUUUUCAACAUUCAUUGCAAAGUCCAGCUACUCCUGGAGAGCAUCAAACACGGCUGUAGCUGUGAGAAUGAAGAUGACAUUGAGCUGGCAGAUGUGAGUGGCCAGGUGAAGAAUUUGCUUCAGAACCAACAUCGCUGUGCCUCGGAGCUUCUGAGCGAGCGAGAGAUCUGUGUCCUCCUCCGUGUCACAAAUGGUGGAGGUUCUUCAGAGGCAGUAUUUACCCCACUGCUGAAAGAUGAAGGCAUAAUUAAUCCUAAAUUCCUUGCUAAAUUGGGGAACUGGGAAGAUUCCAAGGUCUCUUCAACCGGAGUGAAAGCCAAAAAAGCAGGCAAAAAGACAAGUGUGCUCUUAGAGAUUCCAUCAGAAGAAGGUAAACAGAAUCCAUCGCCCCAAGGCAACAGGACUAAAAUUAUAGUGUCCUCUCCGAAACAAUCCAGGAGACACUGAGAGUGGCAUAUCCCAAGGGAUGGUUGAUGCUGACCUCUCCUUCCCAGCUGCUAUUUGAAAAUGUUUGAUGUCUUCUGGCUUGUUCCUUGGAGAAGUGCCUUUUAGGGCUGACUCCAGGAGUCUGAGCCACUCGGAGCGUUCCAUGCGUACAUUGAUUCUGAAUGAUCCCAGAUUUGCUGUGGAAAAACUCCUCCAUUCUCUGCUAGCCAAUUGGAAAGGACGUGAGAUAAUGGAUUCCUUUCUGAUGGCUCAAGGAAGAAUGUAAAGUUGCAUCAAGAGGGCAUACUGUAAUCUAAGCCUAGGCAUGAAAGGGGUCCUUUUGGAGUGGGGCUCAAUACUGGACUGAUUAACUGUUAAUUCAGCAGCUGAGUAAGGUCCACAAGUUCAGGGCCUAGAAGAUUACUAGAUUAUUGGAUGCAAACUGUAAAAUGCAACCUGCACUGAUGUCUUUGUUAUUGUGUAACCAGUUUUAUGGGUACUAGUUGGAGAUUCUGUUGUUGCUUGUCUACUUUCUCUGUGUGAUUCAGAAUUCUACUUUGUUCCUUCUGAUUGAUGUAACAUUUGCUUUGUGCUCUGUACUUCUUCCUUUGGUGUGUCCUUGAACCACAAGGGCUAUUUGUGUUGAAUGUCUCUCCCUUACAGAGAGAAACUUCACAAUAGUAGAUUUCUUUGAAGUUACUUGGCAUUUAUACCCGAGCAAUCAACAACAGAAUUGGCCCCAACACGUGCAAUUUUGACACUGUCCCUCCAUGGUAGAGCCCUGCAACCCAAGAGGACCCAGCUGUAACUGUCAUAUUUGGGAAACUAUGCAAUCCUUGGGGACUCGGGUCACUUCAGCUCUCUGCCACCUACC
Messenger RNA from Pelodiscus sinensis (Chinese soft-shelled turtle), 1498 nucleotides. RefSeq lists its product as uncharacterized. The record is from RefSeq and is a predicted model, not a curated record. Lineage: Eukaryota; Metazoa; Chordata; Testudines; Trionychidae.